CUUUUUUUUGCAAUGGUAAGUAUAAGAAAGGUGUAAAUCGCACGAUGUCUGAUGCCGGAAAGUGUUCUCUAUCAGAUUCUGGCAUUAAAUACUUCGUGUUGUUACUAUCACAACAUGACCGGCCCUACAGAGGAACCGACUGGAAGACAGCUGUUCAUCAAUGGCAAGUUUGUGCCAUCAUCAAACAGAAAGGUCUCCGAGUUAACUAGCCCCUGUACCAAUGAGAAAGUGGCGGAGAUCUAUGAAGCCAACGAGGUAGACGUAGAUGCUGCUGUUGCUGCGGCCAGUGUCGCAUUCCCAGCAUGGAGAGAUGUCUCCCCGGCAGACAGAGGUGUCUUCCUGCGAAAGAUGGCCUCACUUAUUCAGGUUCAUGAGGAAGAGUUUGCACACUUGGAAGCUUUGUCUACCGGGAAGCCGGUGUCUCGUUAUAUCGAUUCCAGGAUGGCCAUUGAGACGUUCAAUUAUUUUGCGGAGGCUGGAUGGACUGCUCAAGGGUCAUCCAGUAGAAAUACGCCCGGCCACCUCAAUAUCACGGUGAAAGAACCGUACGGGGUCGUGGCAGCCAUCAUCCCAUGGAAUGUACCACUCGCGUCCUUCGCCACGAAGAUCGCACCGGCGGUGGCAGCUGGAAACACCAUUGUUCUGAAAAGCAGCGAAAAGUCGCCUCUGACUAUUGGUUUGGGGGCCAAGCUGAUUGCCGAGGCCGGAUUCCCACCCGGCGUUGUGAAUAUGCUUCAUAAAUAUGGCCCGACCACCGGCAACGCGAUAGCCUCACACAUGGACGUUCGCUGUAUCAGCUUCACCGGAUCUAGCUUGACAGGACGGAAGAUCCAAGCCGCUGCGGCCAAGUCUAAUAUGAAAACCGUACACAUGGACCUGGGGGGGAAGACCCCUGCCCUUAUCUUUGAGGAUGCGGGCCUGGAAUCUGCAGCUGAGCAGACUCAAUUUAGUGUCCAAUUCUCCAGUGGACAAACCUGUAUCGCCAAUUCACGCAUUUACGUACAAGAGACUGUAGCUGACAAGUUCCUUGCGAUUUUCAAGGAUAAAUUUGGCGCUGCUAUACUUGGAAACCCCUUGAAUAAAGCAACGGAUCAAGGAUCGCAAGCCGAUAGAAUUCAGUAUGAGCGGAAUGGAAACUUCAUCAAGCCCACUGUGUUCGAGGAGGUGCCGGAGGAGUCGCAGAUCAUGAAAGAGGAAGUUUUCGGUCCUGUGGUAGUGAUCAAUACAUUCGGAAAAGAAGAUGAGGCCAUUGCAAAAGCCAACCAUAGUGAAUUCAGCUUGUAUGCAUCCGUCUUCACCAAGAAUAUCGACCGGGCUAUGCGGGUAUCGAAAUUGCUUGAAGCCGGGACCGUUGGCGUCAACUGCACAAGUCCCUCCAUGGCGAAGGAUAUGCCAUUUGGAGGCUGGAAGGGCAGUGGUAUCGGUCGUGAGGUUUAUCUGCAUAGCAUGGACAGCUAUCUGGAGACUAAGUCCAUUUUGAUCAAGACAAGCUAA
This is a messenger RNA of Aspergillus japonicus CBS 114.51, 1494 nucleotides long. RefSeq names its product betaine-aldehyde dehydrogenase. The transcript is spliced from 5 exons. Bases 52 to 1494 code for a protein of 480 amino acids. The record is from RefSeq and is a predicted model, not a curated record. Gene Ontology annotation, molecular function: aldehyde dehydrogenase (NAD+) activity. Lineage: Eukaryota; Fungi; Ascomycota; Eurotiomycetes; Eurotiales; Aspergillaceae.